Molecule: messenger RNA, 1096 nt
Organism: Strongylocentrotus purpuratus (purple sea urchin)
Lineage: Eukaryota; Metazoa; Echinodermata; Echinoidea; Camarodonta; Strongylocentrotidae
Product: vesicle-associated membrane protein-associated protein A-like
Exons: 8
Coding region: 119-1096 (325 amino acids)
Biological process (GO): endoplasmic reticulum membrane organization
Cellular component (GO): endoplasmic reticulum membrane; plasma membrane
Molecular function (GO): FFAT motif binding
Source: RefSeq, a predicted model, not a curated record
UAAUCUUGAAUUGCCGGUGAGAGAUAUGCGUUUAUUUUGCGAAGUUUUGGUUGGACUGUACAUUUCUCUGCAUCCAAAUAAUCUUCUUGCACCUUAUUUCUAGAGGAAUAUAAUAACAAUGUCGAAGCCAGAUCAACUCCUUGCAAUCAAACCACCAACGGAACUCCGUUUCCGAGGUCCAUUUACAGAUGUUGUCACAUCUGAGCUGACACUUUCAAAUCCAUCGGACAAAAUUAUCUGCUUUAAGAUCCAAACAACAACACAAAGUAGGUACUGUGUGAGACCGAAAAGUGGAAUCAUGAUUCCCAAUCAGAACGUCACUGUUUCAGUAAUGCUACAACCCUUUCACUUUGAUCCAAAUGAGAAGUACAAUCACAAAUUCAUGGUACAAUCAAUCGUCAUACCAAAGGCAGAUAUUGACUUGGAAGCAGUGUGGAAAGCAUCAGAUAUUGCUGCUAUAAUGGACACCAAACUAAACUGUGUUUUUGAAUGGCCAGCCAACCUAGCUCCUGCACCUGCCUCACAAGAUCAACUCCUUGCAAUCAAACCACCAACGGAACUCCGUUUCCGAGGUCCAUUUACAGAUGUUGUCACAUCUGAGCUGACACUUUCAAAUCCAUCGGACAAAAUUAUCUCCUUUAACAUCAAAACAACAACACCAAGAAGGUAUUGUGUGAGACCGAACAGUGGAAUCAUGAUUCCCAAUCAGAACGUCACUGUUUCAGUAAUGCUACAACCCUUUGACUUUGAUCCAAAUGAGAAGUACAAUCACAAAUUUAUGGUACAAUCAAUCGUCAUACCAAAGGCAGAUAUUGACUUGGAAGCAGUGUGGAAAGCAUCAGAUAUUGCUGCUAUAAUGGACACCAAACUAAAGUGUGUUUUUGAAUGGCCAUCCAACCAAACUCCUGCACCUGCCUCACAAGAUCAACUCCUUGCAAUCAAACCACCAACAGAACUCCGUUUCCGAGGUAAACAAAAAAGCACCGCCCUCACCACCCCGACAGACACCCGUACAUCAACCACCGCCACCCGCCGAACCCUCAAAGCAGCCGCCAGCCUCCACUAUGAACUGGCCGGCCAAAAUGACUUAAAAUGA